UCUUGUACCCUCCUCCUUCCGCGGAUUUUAUCGUCUUCCCUGCUUCUUAGAGUUCGGACCGUUCUUGACCGCCCAAAGCUACUGUAGAUACACCGUGCAGCAAGUGCCAACCGACGUCCCUUACAUCGACAUCGCAAACCAACGACGGCAAAGUGUCCUCCAUCAAGUCCUCGCAAUAUGGCUUCCAAGUUUCUUCGCGAAUACAAACUAGUCGUAGUCGGAGGUGGUGGUGUGGGCAAGUCUUGUUUGACUAUCCAACUGAUUCAGAGUCACUUCGUCGAUGAGUACGAUCCAACAAUCGAAGACUCGUACCGCAAGCAAUGCGUGAUUGACGAUGAAGUUGCACUUCUUGAUGUGCUGGAUACUGCCGGUCAAGAGGAAUACUCUGCCAUGAGAGAACAGUACAUGCGGACUGGCGAAGGUUUCCUACUGGUGUACUCGAUAACUUCGAGGCAAUCGUUUGAGGAAAUCAUGACGUUCCAGCAACAAAUCCUUAGAGUAAAGGAUAAGGACUACUUCCCUAUCAUCGUCGUUGGAAACAAAUGCGAUUUGGAGUCAGAGCGGGAGGUCUCAACCCAAGAGGGCCAGAACUUGGCACGACAAUUCGGAUGCAAAUUUAUCGAGACGUCCGCAAAAUCACGCAUCAACGUUGACAACUCAUUCUACGAUAUUGUAAGGGAAAUUCGCAGAUAUAACAAGGAGAUGUCGUCAUGGGGAGGAGCCCAGGGACAGGGAGCCAUCGGCCAUACUCGCAGCAAGAUGGAUAUGGAGGAUGGCGAGAAGAAGAGCGGAUGCUGUGGAUGCACCCUGAUGUAGGAAAUGGGAAUGAAAAGGCGUUUGGACAGAGUUUGGAUGAAAUCCACGUCUGUCAGUACUUGUGAAGCUGGUUAAUCUCCGGAAUCCUCAGUUUACGGAUCUCGCAAUCACCAAUCACCUCCCAGAGUGAAACAGGGCGAAAAGACUUGACGGUCAGACUUUAUAUCACCUUUUAGUGUCACAAGACUUAAUGCUGCCUUUCUCGUGGUCAUCGAUUAUCACAGUCUAAGACCGCUCUUUCUUUUCGUUUUCUUGUCUCGACCAUUUUGGCAACUUUCAUUACAUCUCUCUACCCAUUUACUUGGGUUGGCGUUGCGAU
Molecule: messenger RNA, 1135 nt
Organism: Pseudovirgaria hyperparasitica
Lineage: Eukaryota; Fungi; Ascomycota; Dothideomycetes; Acrospermales; Acrospermaceae
Product: ras-domain-containing protein
Exons: 4
Coding region: 178-816 (212 amino acids)
Biological process (GO): signal transduction
Cellular component (GO): plasma membrane
Molecular function (GO): GTPase activity; GDP binding; GTP binding
Source: RefSeq, a predicted model, not a curated record